GAACGAGGCGCAGUUCUGUCCUGUAAGCUCAUUGACAACUUUUUGCUCUCUCCGAGCGCUACGUUCGAACUUGGCAAACAACUCGACGUGCUAUUCCUGUGUUGUGCCACUUGGUCUACUCGUGAUAAGGAAAAUCCCCGGUCGAAUUUAAUUGGAGUGUCCUGCGCUUCUGGAUAGUACAUACAUACACAGCUCUCUCUCCCUCGAGAACACGUGGCCGAGUCAUUAAAACGCAGCAGCAGCAGCAGCAGUCGAAGAGAGAGAGAGAGAGAGAGAGAGAGAGAGAGAGAGAGAGAGACUCGAGAAGUUCGAUUGCGGUGGACCACAAUAACGAUUGAUUGAUGCGCAAUUCAGUUUGCUCGAUAUAGCCCGCGCUGCUCUCUCGCUCUGUGCAGUUUAAAUGAUAGCUUCGCUCGAGCGUUGUUACUCGCGGCCCGCCGUCGCGACAAGCCGCCGAGAGAACAGAAUGCUCCUGCUGCUGCAAAAUCGUUACGAGCGAGGCCGCAUGAGAUACACGGGAUAAUAUAAUCCUAUACUCUACUGCGAUAGUGCAACCUUUCGUCCGCGAGUUAUUCCGUUAAAUGGUAACCCGACCGCAUUACGAUACGCCGCCAGGUGUGUCCUUAAACCCCAAGAGCAAAUGGAUGAUGGAGAAUUUGAGGCUCAUGUCACCACCCGACAGCAGCACCAAUCUCGAAGAGCUGGCCCGGUUCCAGCAGAAGCAGCUCCAGGAGAAGGAGCAGAAGCUGCUUCAGCUCUACGACCAGCAGCAACAGAGAGCUCACCAGGUCGCGCAAAGGGGUAGCGCUGGUUCCAAUGGGUCUACUGGUUCCGGGAAAAAUAGCAUCAUAACGACGACAGGCAGUGUCAGGCAAUUGUUCGAGGAGCGGCGACAGCAGAGUAACGUGAAGGGCAUCGACAAGAGCUACCCCUUGGAUCCCUUACGAUCGAAGAAGAAGCCGACCGGACAAGCGGUAAACGGCCGUCGCAAUAAUGCGCAGCCCGCGAAACGAGGCACGACGAGAACGAACGGGACGGUGCAGGCGGCCAAUAAUAAUCGCGCGGCCGCCGUAUCGCGCGAAUCCUACGCAUCGAGUCGCAGCAGCAGCAACAGCUACAAGGACUCGAGCAUCCAACGGGAGAGCUUCACGCGUGAAUCCUACGCCUCCAGUCGCGGAGAUUACGACGAGCCGAACGAGUCUUCUAGACAACAGCUCAACGGUCACGCCAAACACUACGAGAUAAACAUAGACGAGGUGAUCGAUAACGAGGCGAUGGAGCGCAAUCGGCUGCUGGCCAAGUUUCACCAGGUCGACGUCGACAAGCGCCGGCAUUUCGAUAUCGAGAGCGACGAUAUCCCCGGGGACGAGAAUUACUUCGGCAGCAGGCGAUCUUCCCUCGAUCCGCCUCGAAACACCGCUGCCGCACUCAAGAGCAACAACAAUGCGAGGAAGAGCAACGCACUCACCGCGGCUACGGUGGCACCCGUCACUGCGGCCGUCGCUGCGGCUGUCAAUGCGACAAAGAAGCCCGCGAUUCCCACGGGCGCGAGGCAAUCGACGGUCAUGAAAACGACGAAAAGCGCAAGUUUGAAAAUCCGAAAGAAGGCGCCUCUGAGCAGGAAGACCGUACUGGAGGGCAGACCGAGAUCGACUUCGCUGAGUAAGAUAAAUCCAGCGAAGAAUAGCACGAGGAAGCAGGAGGACGCAAUGUCGAAAUCUGUAGGCAGCUGGGAUCGCGAAAUGGACUGGAACACUCUGAAAUCGACGUCCUUGAUUUUCGAAAUGAUUCGCAAGGCUAGCAAACUCGGCCAAAUCGGCGGCGACAGCGACAAGAUCGGCAAGGUCAGGAAAAUAGUGACGAAAAUCGAGAACAGCAUUCCCUCAACGUCGAACGCCAACGCGGAAGCGGCUGGAAAUACAGAACCCGCCGAGAAAAGCUCGACGGAAGCCGACAUCAACAACCAACAACAACAGCCGUCGACGUCGGCGAUUACCGAUUCAGAUUUAUGCAAAUCCGAUGCAGCGCGAGAAGCCAUCGAGGUGUCGGCCACCAGCCGAGAAAUACUGCUGAGAAACAUCCAGAGCGAAGAUGAAGGCGACGGUCUGCUGUCGAUCCGCGGAAAGCGCGAAUCCUCAGUGGAACAACCGAGCGAGUACCAAGAGAUCGUCGUGGCCAAUCAGACAAUCGAGAAGCGAGCGGAAAAUCGACCGAAACGCGUUCGACGAGCUUCCUUCGAGCUGAAGCGCAUGAUGUUCGAGCAGAUUCAAGGCCGAGAAAGCUUCCAGAGGUACGACUCCGUAGAGUCGGCCCUGCGACACUUCGACUCGAUCGUCGGCUCGGAACCGGUUCUGACCCGCGAACCCGAUAACAGCCAAAUGGAUCGUUCGACUUUUCGACUCUGCAGCAAAGACGCCAUAAAAAAGAACAGCGGACGGGGAUUCGAACGGCACACGAGCGCCUGGUCGAUAAGAACGCUAAAGGAUAGUGCCUACCGGCACGUAAAGAAUCCGGUCGCCGCGAAAAGGGCUUUUGCGCGAAGGGGAAAGAAGCUGCUGGAAGCGAGAGACUCGAUAGAGUUGGCUCGUGUUCCGGUCAAGACGAAACUGCCGGCCUGCAGGAGGAAGAUCCUGCUCGUGUCUAAUUCGCGACCAGCUGAGAAUGAUGAUACGGCGCCCGUAAAAAGCCAGAGUUUCAGAUCGCGCGAGGGCCGAGUGGCCCGAUUGAAGAGCCUUUUCUCGCGAGAACAGACACCUAAAAAUCAUGACUUUUCCCCCAGUACGACGAGGAACAGCACCAGCGACUACAAGGCGAAAAAGAACGUCGCUCCGUAUCCCUCCUCGAAGAGCCCCGACAAUCUCUCCGAGAAGAGCCGAGCGUCCGGCAGUUUGAAAUUUCUGGGCCGACUGAGCGGUUCGAAUGGCGAGUUGGAAAAUGGAUUUUCGACCGCAGCUCGAAAGUCCAAAGUGUCUGCGGUCGACGGCCUCAUGGACGACAACGACGAGAAGCAAAGUGGAUACGUCGCUGCGGCGCCACGGACGACCUCGUCUCUGUCCUCCAACUCCAGCGUAGGUACGAAUCGAAGCCAUGGCUCCACAGCCAGUCGUCCCACCGGCAAACCGAAAGCUGCUCCUCCGACUCCGGCCGCCAGGUCAACGCCUUCGUCCAAAGGCAGCGCUGCAAGCAAUGACGACUCGCUGAGCACAUGCAAGAUUUGCAAUCGGCGCUUCGCGACGGACCGCAUAGGCCUGCACGAGCAAAUCUGUGCCAAAACCUCUCAGAAGAAGCGCAAGCAGUUCGACGCGCUGACGCACCGCGUCAAGGGCACCGAACUCGAGUCCUUCGUCCAAAAGCCCGUCAAAAAACAGGGCAAAGCCGCAGCGAAACCUGCAGCCGCCUCGGUGGAACCGAGCAAGUCGAACUGGCGUCGCAAGCACGAGGACUUCAUAAACGCGAUCCGCUCGGCCAAGCAGAUGCAAGCUCACCUGGCGUCCGGCGGCAAAUUGAGCGACCUGCCCCCACCGCCGCCCAGCGACACCAGCGACUACAUCCAGUGUCCUCACUGCUCGCGAAAAUUCAAUCAAGGCGCGGCCGAACGACACAUACCCAAAUGCGCGAACAUGCAGCACAACAAGCCCAAUCCCCGCGCGCCACCCAGGUCCAGACGCUGAGCGCUGUGUACUAUAUAUAUAUAUAUAAAAAAAAAAGCUUUAUCUCUAUCUCUCCCUCGCAACACUAACGCCUGCCUCACACACACACACGCGCAUCGCACCGUAUUUUCGUACUGGCGUGGCGAGAUGUAUAACGAUUUACGCCUUUUAGUUGUAAAGAGUGUGAAGAAAGAAAAGAUGAUGAGAAAUUUUGAAGUUGCCGCGUGUUGUGCUAUUGCUAUACGACUGAAACUCACGACGACGACGAUGAUACAUUAUGCAAUAAAGGAGAAAAACUGAAUUAUAUAUAUUUUUUUAUCCCAUUGUUGCGCGAUCGAUAUAUUGUGGACGAAGUUGAGCAAUAAUGUAAACGAGUAUGUAGUUUUGUGUUUUAGAACGAAGAGUGUGUCAUUUUACACGUAUAUACCAAUAAAUGGAGAAAAUCACGCGCCGAGUUUGUUAUAUACAUAUUAUGUACUGUCCUGAUACGCCUGUGAUCUAAAUAAACGUAAAGAUAUGUAUUUACUGUUCAUGAUACUAAGUAUAUAAAACACAACACACAGUUUGGGGUAUGUACGCCUGAUACGUUGCUGCUGCUGAGAGAUAAUAUUGCGUGCGUGUCGGUUUAUUAAUUUUACAGCAUUUAUAUACUCGGACCGUAAUACAUCGGUUUAUAACACACAAUAAAUGAUUGCUUUGCGUUCGUAUA
Nasonia vitripennis (jewel wasp) is the source of this 4359-nucleotide messenger RNA. RefSeq lists its product as uncharacterized. NCBI's taxonomy places the organism in Eukaryota, Metazoa, Arthropoda, Insecta, Hymenoptera, Pteromalidae. Bases 582 to 3671 code for a protein of 1029 amino acids. The transcript is spliced from 9 exons. The record is from RefSeq and is a predicted model, not a curated record.